This is a messenger RNA of Neltuma alba, 1259 nucleotides long. RefSeq names its product transcription repressor OFP5-like. The transcript has a single exon. NCBI's taxonomy places the organism in Eukaryota, Viridiplantae, Streptophyta, Magnoliopsida, Fabales, Fabaceae. Bases 69 to 1259 code for a protein of 396 amino acids. The record is from RefSeq and is a predicted model, not a curated record. Gene Ontology annotation, biological process: negative regulation of DNA-templated transcription.
GCCAAAAUCCAACCAAUAAAUUCCAAUCCAAAAACACGAGAAUCAUAUCUUAUCAAUACCAGCAAAUUAUGAAGUGGGGUAGAAGAAAAUCCUCCUCAGUUUCUUCUUCAUCUAAACGAUCUUUCAUCUCUCAUGUAUCUCCCCUUUCAUGGCUGUCCAAGUUCAAGAAGAUGAGAAUCAGCACAGAGCCAGUUCCUGGAAAAUUGAAACAAAAGGGUGUGCUGAAUUCUCCAUCGGCUACUUCAAUGCAGUAUAGUUGUGGUAAUGAUGGUAGGUUGUACGGUAAGGAUGAUGACGCUUUUUGGAGACUUUCAUUUGGCGAGGACAGCCAUGAACGUAAGAAAAGUGAAGAUACUGUGAAAUCAGCAAGGCACAAUUUGGAUAUAGGUCGUAGAUGGAAUGCUGAGAAACAGGAAGGAAGAAGAGAGGGGACUUCAACGUUCAAGGAGGAUCAAAGAAAGUUGCCAAAUGAUACUAAGAUUCUACCACAGAUGAAUGAGCGUAGUCGAGGAAAGGAAUUUGAAAAGUUGAGGAGGAGAUUUGAGAGGAAAGCUCAAAGAGUAUUGGAAGAGCAAGUCUUAAAAUUGGAAAGAGAAGCAGAGGAUGCAUCAGCUUUAUCGUUAGUGAAGGAGACGCCACAACUUGGAUCACCUGCAACAAUUUGGACACCAAGAAGACAAUCUUUUGCCCAUUUUGAUGAUUUUAAGAAGUCUAGCCAUGCGCGAAUGAAAGAUCGUGCAUUUAAUACUCUGAGCCUUCAGAAACAUGAGAGACAGAUUUUACAUCAAACUGAGGAGUUGAAGGCAAAGACUGCAAAGAAGAGUGAGGCACCUCAAGUGAGCGGAGAAAUCCAAAGGAGGAAAUCAAAGAACAGCACUAAGGUCAAAGUAUUUUCUCCAAGGAUGAGCUCCAAUGUUGAAACAUGUAAAAUAAAGGCUAUAGAAGAGAUGAGGAAAGCGAAACUAAAGAUGAAGAAAGCAAAGGAGAAAAUCAGGGAGGGAAAGCAAGGCUUAGAUAGCUUUGCCGUGGUAAAGUUUUCAUUGGACCCACAACAAGACUUCAGAGAUUCAAUGGUUGAGAUGAUCAGAGAGAAGCAGAUCAGCCAGCCAGAGGAAAUGGAAGAGCUUUUAGCAUGUUAUCUGACUUUGAAUUCUGAUGAAUACCAUGAUCUCAUCAUCAAGGUAUUUCGGCAGGUAUGGUUCACCAUGAACUUAGAUAGUAAGGGUAUUAAGUUAAACAAGCAAUGCUGCUAUGACUAG